GGAAGUGGUGCGCUAGGUCCCUCCUGCUGUGUGGCUGGUUCCUGCGCUGGCUGCGGGGCCAGCAUGGACCUGGACCACGUGUGUGAGGAGAAGUUCGCAGAAGAUGGGAGCGACGAGGGAGACCCUGACCCCACGGAAGCUGCGGCUCGGAUCCGGGACACCCCGGACGACAUUGUGCUGGAAGCCCCUGCUAGCGGGCUAGCGUUCCAUCCCACCCGAGACCUAUUGGCGGCCGGGGACGUGGACGGGGAUGUGUUCGUCUUUUCCUACUCUUGUCAAGAGGGAGAAAACAAGGAGCUAUGGUCCUCAGGGCACCACCUCAAGUCCUGCCGAGCUGUGGUCUUCUCUGAAGAUGGACAGAAACUUGUUACUGUCUCCAAAGACAAAGCAAUCCAUGUUCUAGAUGUGGAGCAAGGACAACUGGAAAGACGAAUUUCCAAGGCUCAUGGGGCCCCUAUCAAUAGUCUGCUGCUGGUAGAUGAGAACGUCCUAGCUACUGGAGAUGACACAGGUGGUAUUCGGCUCUGGGACCAGCGGAAAGAGGGUCCUCUGAUGGAUAUGCGGCAGCAUGAGGAGUACAUUGCUGACAUGGCUCUGGACCCAGCCAAAAAGCUACUGCUGACAGCCAGUGGUGAUGGAUGCCUUGGAGUGUUCAACAUCAGACGACGACGGUUUGAGUUACUCUCAGAGCAACAAUCAGGGGACCUGACCUCUGUCACCCUCAUGAAAUAUGGGAAGAAGGUGGCCUGUGGCUCUAGUGAAGGGACUAUCUAUCUCUUCAACUGGAAUGGCUUUGGGGCAACAAGUGACCGCUUUGCCCUGAGAGCAGAGUCCAUUGACUGCAUGGUUCCAGUCACUGAUAGUCUGCUAUGCACUGGAUCCACUGAUGGAGUCAUCAGGGCUGUGAACAUCCUGCCAAACCGAGUGGUGGGCACUGUGGGCCAGCAUAUUGGGGAGCCUGUGGAAGAACUAGCUCUCUCCCAUUGUGGCUGCUUCCUGGCCAGUAGUGGCCAUGACCAGCGCCUCAAGUUUUGGGAUAUGGCUCAGCUGCGAACUGUGGUUGUAAAUGACUACCGUCGACGUAAGAAGAAGGGAGGACCACUAUGUGCCCUGAGCAGCAAGGCCUGGAGCACAGAUGACUUCUUUGCAGGGCUGAGGGAGGAGAGAGAGGAUUCCAAGGCUCCAGAGGACUGCAUGAAGGACAGUGAUGAUGACAGUGACUGAGAAGAUAAGUGGAAUGUCAGGACAGGUCUUUACCGAGCCUUGUUUCCUCAGAUGGAUCCCCAAAGAGAUGAACUUUGUAUUUUCUUUUGGCGUUGGGAGAUUGAAUCCAGGACUUUGAAAAUCCUAUGCUGAGCUUUACCACUGAGCUCUACCACCCUGCCCCAACCCCAAAACGGUGAUUUUCAGUACCUUAAUAUGCCAUGUAAGAAGUUGCACAAACUCAAGGUAUUAAAGUACGGAAGCAUUUGCUCUGUAGAAGCUGCAUAACUCUACCAAUGUAAGGCAAACAUCUGUGGCAAGACAAGCAGACACGUAUGUAUCAACCAGGGGUUUAAUAUAAAUACAACUAGCACAGACAAAAACCUCUGAACAAUGUAAACCCAAACCAGAGUGACAAGUGAGGGAUGGGAUGAAGAGCAGAAUUUCACCCUUUGGUUCCCUCAGAUCUCCAAAUAAAAACAAAGAGAAAGA
This is a messenger RNA of Jaculus jaculus (lesser Egyptian jerboa), 1695 nucleotides long. RefSeq names its product WD repeat domain 55 (gene Wdr55). NCBI's taxonomy places the organism in Eukaryota, Metazoa, Chordata, Mammalia, Rodentia, Dipodidae. The record is from RefSeq and is a predicted model, not a curated record. Gene Ontology annotation, molecular function: protein binding. The transcript is spliced from 7 exons. The coding region runs from base 64 to 1224 and encodes 386 amino acids.